This is a messenger RNA of Lotus japonicus, 2019 nucleotides long. RefSeq names its product probable receptor-like protein kinase At1g80640. Lineage: Eukaryota; Viridiplantae; Streptophyta; Magnoliopsida; Fabales; Fabaceae. The record is from RefSeq and is a predicted model, not a curated record. The transcript has 10 exons. The coding region runs from base 367 to 1683 and encodes 438 amino acids. Gene Ontology annotation, biological process: protein phosphorylation. Gene Ontology annotation, molecular function: protein kinase activity; ATP binding.
UCUCCACUAUCCACAUCUUCACAAGCCCUGUGUGUCCCCAUAACUUUUCAACUCUCUCUCUCUCUCUCUUUCUUUUCUUCCUUUGCAUAACUACCACAUGAUUUCAGGUUCCAUAUUGCAUCUUUCUCUCUCUAUUUCUACCUCUCAUGAACCCACUCAUCAUCACCAUCCAUCAAUUAUCGAAUCAAAUGGAGUAACAAAGCACUUUCUCGGUUUCCCUGAAAGUGCUUUUGUCCAUUUCUGCUGAGCUGAUUACUGCCAAAACAUGUUUCAAAAUUGAACAAGCUUCACUUGACAAGUUAUUCCUACUCAUAUAACAUUCUCCUUCUCUGUCCCAUUCACUCUCCUUGAAUAAGAACACCCAAAAUGAAUGUUCCUGUUCUGUUCCUACCCAUUUGGGUGAUGAGUGUUUCUCUUUCCUCUGCAAUUCUUCAUGCUGCAUCCUCCAUUUCUGUUUCUCAAUCUUCUGCAAAUGCACAAGCUGAAUCUCCAGUAUUGUCUUAUGUUGAAACAGGAUUUCAGGAGGUUAGAAUAGUGCACCACCAUAGUUUGAAUAAGAGGAUUCUAGUAGCACUAAUUGCUUGUUCUGCACUUCUUGGAGGAACCUUCCUAUUCUUGCUAUAUGUCUGGCUCCGUCGACAUAAAUAUGUUCGAAGCUCAAAUGGUAAAAGCCUAGGAACCAUGGAGGUUGCAAAAGCGGAAAGUGUAAGCUCUGUUAAUGCUAAACUUAAUUACUCAAGGAUGGCAGAUAAGAAGAGUUCAGUAGCUAUUUUCGACUUUCAGCUGUUAGAGGCUGCAACAAACAAUUUUAGCACAAACAAUGUAAUGGGAGAGAGUGGCUCUAGAGUUGUUUAUAGAGCUCGUUUUGAUGAACAUUUCCAGGCAGCAGUGAAAAAAGCAGAUAGUGAUGCUGAUAGAGAAUUUGAGAACGAAGUGAGUUGGUUGAGCAAGAUACGGCAUCAGAAUAUCAUAAAACUUCUGGGCUAUUGUAUUCAUGGUGAAUCAAGGUUUCUUGUCUAUGAAUUGAUGGAGAAUGGAUCUCUGGAAACUCAAUUACAUGGGCCUAAUCAUGGAUCACCGUUAACUUGGCAUCUCCGGUUAAGAAUUGCAAUUGAUGUUGCUCGAGCAUUAGAAUAUCUCCAUGAGCACUCCAAUCCUCCUGUGGUUCAUAGAGACCUAAAAUCUUCCAAUGUUCUUCUGGAUUCUAACUUCAAUGCCAAGCUAUCAGAUUUUGGACUUGCUAUAGCUUCUGGAGUGCAACACAAGAACAUGAAGAUGUCAGGAACUUUGGGAUAUGUGGCACCUGAGUACAUAUCACAUGGUAAACUAACUGAUAAGAGUGAUGUCUAUGCUUUUGGGGUUCUCCUUCUAGAACUCUUAACAGCAAGAAAACCCAUGGAGAACUCGUCCUCACAACAAUAUCUAUCCCUUGUCUCAUGGGCCAUGCCUCAACUAACUGACAGAGCAAAGCUUCCGAGUAUUCUGGAUCCUGUUAUCAGAGACACAAUGGAUUUGAAACAUUUAUAUCAGGUUGCUGCAGUGGCUGUACUCUGUGUCCAACCAGAACCAAGUUAUAGGCCAUUGAUAACAGAUGUUCUGCAUUCUCUCAUCCCUUUGGUGCCUGUUGAGCUUGGAGGGUCACUCAGAGUUACAGAACCAAUCAGCUCUGAGAAUUCUCACUGAUAUCAGACAAUUGUGUCUUCAAAGAUGGUAUUUGUGCACCUUUUUUACCCCACAAUUGUGUUUCCCACUGAUAUCACUCAUGUUUUUGAUCGAGCUCAACCAUAUAGCUGACUUCACUUAGUGGGAUAAGACUUGUGUUAUUAUUGUUGUUGUAAAGAGAAAUAUCCAAUUAUGAUCAUCCUUUUCCAGGUGGAGCCAUCCUUUUGUAUGCAACCUUCCAUGAUUGCAAUUUGGUUGUUCUUUGUAUUAGUUGUAAUUCAAUAUAAUAUUAUCAUCUUUACAAGCUAUGAUACACAAUCAUUAUUCAUAAGAUAAAAGUAAGUUAUACUUGUCUCA